Molecule: messenger RNA, 644 nt
Organism: Austrofundulus limnaeus
Lineage: Eukaryota; Metazoa; Chordata; Actinopteri; Cyprinodontiformes; Rivulidae
Product: adipocyte plasma membrane-associated protein
Cellular component (GO): endomembrane system
Molecular function (GO): arylesterase activity
Source: RefSeq, a predicted model, not a curated record
GGUCCAUGUAGCUGGUCUAAAUAAAGGAGGGAUGGACACGUUCAUCGACAACAUGCCAGGUUUCCCUGAUAACAUCCGUCCCAGCUCGACUGGAGGAUACUGGGUUGCCAUGUCUGCUGUCAGACCUAACCCCGGCUUCUCAAUGCUGGAUUUCCUGGCCCAGAGACCCUGGAUUAAAAAGCUCCUGUUAAAGGUCUUCAGUCAGGAAGUUCUGAUGAAGUUUGUUCCUCGCUACAAUUUGGUGGUUGAGCUCCGUGAUGGUGGUCUCUGUACAUGGAGCUUUCAUGACCCCAGUGGUYUGGUGGCGGCCUACGUCAGCGAGGUCCACGAGCACGAUGGGAGUCUGUACCUGGGUUCGUUCCGCUCGCCGUACGUGGCCAAACUGGACCUGCGUAAGGUUUAAAGACUGUCUGUGACUGGAAGAUCAGUGGAACAGGAACAGAUUGUUUUUCUGCUGAGUCAGCGUUUCUGUCGUUCUGCUUGUCUAUGAGGACUCUGGUGGGCAGUCCUGUGGAUGUCCCACCUGCAGGCUGUCUUUACGUUCCUGUCUAUUGUCUUCAAACAUAGCAUGAACAAACAGGACAUUUCAGCAUUUCUUCAGUCAAACUUAUGUCAAAAACUCCCAAUAAAAGGCGGAGCCUGUA